AAUCUGUCUCCAAAUGAAUGAGAGAAGGAAAAAUGCAAACAUUGUAGCAGAUGCUCACAUCUGUUUUAUGUCCUCGUACUUAUAGAGGAAAAGCCAAAAGACAACUCGUUGAUUGGUCUAAACCCAAAAGGAGGCGUGACUAGAAUGCAUACCCGACAGAAAAAGUAUAUUAGAGGUAAAUAGAGUGGAGUGAACAGCUACUUUUACACUCAGAAAAUCUUUUCAUUUCACGUCGCUAGGGAAGUGCUUUAAAUCAUUUCAACAAUACUUAAACGACCAGUAUGGAAUUUGUUGUCAGUUCUCGAGUGCCUUUUCUGUAUCUCCUCUUCAUCUUUCUUCACGUCUCUUCAGCUGUAGAUGCAAACAUCUCGAUCAUCGUUCCAAAGGGUCGGAGCCUGCCACUGUUUAAUGGUUCAUUAAUAGAAGAACACAAGAAGCAGAUUCAAAGCAGCAGUGUUGAAUUAGUGGUUCCUCUCAUCUGCCUCUUCUCCUUUACUGCCGGACUUCCCACCAACUCAUUUGCCCUCUGGGUGUUGCUCUUUCGCACCAAGAAGCUGCCGUCCACCAUUCUGCUGAUCAACCUCACCAUCUGUGAUAUAAUGCUUCUGCUGGUGCUCCCCUUCAGGAUCGUUUACCACUUUGUGGGCAACAAUUGGACUUUCGGAGAGCCGUUUUGUCGUGUUGUGGUUGGAUUCUUCUAUGGAAACAUGUACGGCUCAGUGGUUUGUCUGGCACUGAUUGCCUUGGAUCGCUAUAUAGCUCUGGUUCACCCUUUUGGUGCCAAAGUGCUCCGAAGUAAAAAGAACUCUGUCUAUAUGAGUGUGUUGGUCUGGAUAGUGGUUUUAGCAGCUGCUGUGCCCUUAUUAGCCUCAAAACAGACUCAUGAGAUAAAUAACCUAUCGAUAACAACCUGCCAUGAUGCACUGCCUGUUGAAGAGCAGGAAAAUUACUUUCUGCCAUAUUUUACCACUCUUUUCUCCCUUUGCUUUUUGCUUCCACUAUUAGUGGUGCUGUUCUGCUAUUCUGCAGUGUUACGGACACUUAUGGCUGAAGGGCAGCGUUUUGCCCAUGCGGUUAGAGUCACUGUGCUGAUGUUGAUUGUUUUUGUUGUUUUCUUGUUGCCUAGCAAUAUUCUCAUGCUGUGGCAUUAUUCUAAAUCAAGUUCGGUCAACAAUCUUUAUAUGCCGUACCUGAUCGCUUUGUCUCUCAGCACAUUCAACAGCUGCAUCGACCCUUUUAUUUUUUAUUACGUGUCUAAGGAUUUCCGAAAGAGGUCAUGGGAGGCUCUCAGGUGUUUGAAGUCUGAUUUAGAGUCUUCUUCAGAUUCUAGGACAAAGGUCACCUUACUUUCAAAGAUAAGCAAGACUGAAAGACCUUUAAAUGGGGAAUCAACUCAUUUGUGAUGCUAGGAUGACCAUUUCGAAAUACGUAAGUUAUCAGGUUAUUUCUUGAAUUUUAGGGGUAUUGAAGGACUGAAGGCCCACUCAUACCAAAGAUGAUAACUAUAACAAUUUAGAUAAAAAAUCUCUUAAUUGAAAAGGAUAGCACACCACAACUACAGUGCUCAGCAUAAAUGAGUACACCCCAUUUGAAAAUGAAUAUUUUCAUCCAUAUCUCAGUCAAUAUAUGCAAUUCAUUUUGGUGUAGUUAAACAAAACAGGUUUAUUAAACAGAUGUAUUUAUUAAAAUUAUAUUUUAGUCACCAAACAUAUUUAGAAAUUGAAAAAUAGUACAAUUAAAUUCAAGCAAAAUAUUGUAAAUAAAAUUGCAACCUACAAAAUAUCAACUAAAUUACAUUUUCAUGCUUCUCUUCAUUUUUUUAUAUUUUUCUACAACAAAAAUUUGCGUACUCUAGUUUUUGGACCGUUAUCGUAAGUUAUUUUGUUAGAUAAGCUCCAGAUUUAGCUUCAGUACUGCCUAAUCUAAUGUAUAUGCACAAAUGUAAUUAUGUAUAGCUUCCUGUUAAAAUAUCAAUUUAAAAGAGAGAUUUGUGAGGGGUGUACUUACACAUGCUGAGCACUGUAUUAUGAUAAUUAUAAAUAACUGUAUUAUAAUAGCCUGAUCUAACGAGGAAACGCAAAACAUAUUUUACGGUUUGUCACUUUAGUGGCUAAUUCGUACAAAUCCAUAAGAGUUUAGAGGUACGAAAAUGUACGAUUUUAAAAAGAGAGCGUGGCCCCCAACCUCGCCCGUAAACCCAACUGUCAUUGGGGAUAAUCAAAUCAAACUAAAUUGGACAAAUAAGAUCGUUUGAAUUCAAAUGAAUUAGCCACUAAAUCAAAAAGUUAUGAAUUGUUGUGAGAUAGUGUUGGUACUUACACAGUGGAAAAUGUUUGUUGGAAUCACAGUUUUUUUCAACUGGUGAAUACUAAAACAUUGCCAGUCAGUGACUAUGUUUACAUGGACAUUAGUAAAUGAAUUAUUUGCCUUAAUCUGACUAAGAAAAUAAUAUGAUUAAGGUGUUUAAUAAGUUGCUUAAAUGUCGUUUUCAUGAUCCCGUUUUACAUGUUAUAGCACAUAAUUCGAUUAACGUCAUUGUGUCACUACGCUAUUUACGUUUCCUCUGGAGUUUCAUGUAAUUUCGGUUGUUUCAUUUUUAAUUUGUCGACUUUAUCUGCAGUUUGGCACUUUCACAUUCAUUUAGAAACUUUUCAUGCAUGCCCCUCGUGACAAAAAGAUAUUGGAUGCGAGUAUAAACUGCUGGAAGAGUGUUGUUUUAAUGGAAUUUGAUACCGCACACUGUAUGGGAGAAAAAAACCCCCUCUGCAUUCCACGAUGCAGGUAUCUGUGUUCCUUUACUGACUUGGUAGGUGCAGAGAAUAGUGUCAAACAGCCAUGUGUGUAUGGAAUAUCCUGUCGCAAAAAUCUGUGAAAAUCCUACAUGAAGGUAAUAGUUUAAUUAAGGUGUUUACAUGCCUGUACCGCACUUCAUUAAUGCGACUAAAAACUCCACAUGUUUUAAUACGAUUUCUGUUUAGUUUGAUUAUUACAUCAAUCGGGUUAAUCAAAAAAAUCACUGUUUACAUGGUAGACUCUUAAUCAGAGUACUGUCUUAAUCGUACUAAAAUAGGAUUAUUAAUGUCCAUGUAAACAUAAUCACUGUUUAAUGUAACCUUGCAUAAAAAGUUCCAGCAUUUAAAGUUGCAGACUGCAAUGCAUGUUUAUAAUGUGCAAUAUUAUGUAAAGGUUUGGAUGCUAUACAGUAAUGCUUACAGAUCUAAAAUAUUGGGUUGUACUGUAUAUGGUCAAACCCACUCCUUGGGUUGAAUGUUUAAAAAUAUAUA
Danio rerio (zebrafish) is the source of this 3284-nucleotide messenger RNA. NCBI's taxonomy places the organism in Eukaryota, Metazoa, Chordata, Actinopteri, Cypriniformes, Danionidae. The record is from RefSeq and is a predicted model, not a curated record.